AUGUUCAAGUACGAAUAUGUUCCUACCUUGUUUUUUGUGGAAUAUUGGGUCAUUCGGAUAGGUUGUCCUCAUUGUUCGUUGUACUUUCUUGAUAAAAUCGUUAAGCCGUAUGGGGCUGGUAUGCGUGCCCAACCAAGAAGGCGGAAUCACUUAAUCGGAUCGAAAUGGCUCAGAACCGGUGAGGAUGAAGACGACUCCUUCAAUGGUGGUGCGACUGGUCCAGGUUCAGUGCACUCAAUCAAUGCUCAAGGCCAAAUUUCCUCUUCAGGAGGAGUUAUGUCCACCAAUCAAGGAAUAUCAACAGGUAAAUUACCUGUUAUUAUCUCAAAUCAAUUAGAAGGAGUGAAUCUUGGAAAGUCAAAUAUCCAAGGAAUUAAUGUUGUGGCUGAUCCUAUUCACGUGGGGACUGUUAUGGAAACAAGUGAGGCUUCUCCUUUGCUUGUUGUUGAUACUAAAAGAAGAAGGACUAAUGAAGUGGUUUCUAUUGGGCCCGAUGGAGUGGGCCUGCAAAAUAGCGAAAAUAUGGAUAUUCUAGUGUGUGAUGAUGAUACUGAAGAAGGCUCAAAAAAUGGGCUUUUGGGGCUUGGGAACCCACGGGCUUUUCAAUUCAUUUCGGAUCUUGUUAUCCAGAAGAGACCCAAUCUUGUUUUUCUUUGUGAAACGUUAUGUCGGAAGAAUUUGGUGGAAAAGCUUAGAGUGGCUAUCGGUUUUGAGGGAAUGAUAGCUAGUGAUGCUCGUGGUCAUAGUGGUGGUGUUGCGUUGUUGUGGCGGUUUAGUGAUGAAGUUGUUUUGUUGGGUUAUUCUUUGAACUACAUUGAUAUAAAAAUAACCACGGCUAGAGAAGCACCUUGGAGGCUUACGGGGUUCUAUGGUGAGCCUAAUAGAUCGUUUCGUGCUAGAACUUGGGAUCAAAUUCGUGCUUUAAAGUCUGACUCUCCUCUACCUUGGUGUGUUAUUGGUGAUUUGAACAAUGUAACGUCUCAGGCGGAUAAAAGAGGUUAUCCAUUCACUUGGGAAAGGGGUCGUGGCUCUAAUAAUUGGAUUGAGGUUCGCCUUGACCGUGUUCUUGCUUCACAUGAUUGGACUCAACGCUUUAUUUCGGCCCAGCUCUUCAAUCUUGAAGUGACGAUAUCAGACCAUUGUCCUAUCCUUCUCCGAACUGCUGCGAUCAAUCUCCACCAUUCGGUUACUAAUUUUCGCUUUGAAAAUGCAUGGCUCCGUGAGCCAUUGUGCAGGCAAGUAAUACUUGACAGCUGGGAAGUUUGCGUGGGGCUCACUCUAAUAGACAAAAUAAAAUAUUGUGGUGAGAAGUUGAUGGUUUGGGGUCAAGACUACACGGUGUAUACUCAGCGUGAGGUUUUUUGGCGUCAGCGUUCUAAGCAACUUUGGCUUCGUGAGGGUGAUCAGAAUAGCAAGUUCUUCCAUGCAAAGGCAACUGCUCGUAAGAAAAAUAAUUCCAUUAAUUCUCUUUUGAAUAAUUCUGGUGUGUGGGUUGAUUGGGAAGGGGGUCUUUCGGAUGUUAUUAUUGAUUAUUUCUCUGAUAUAUUUACUUCCACUAGCUCUAACUUUGAUCCUGUGGUAAGUGGUAUUCGGCCGACUAUUACUAGUGUUCAGAAUGACUCUCUGUUACAACAAGUUACACCUGAGGAGAUUAAAAAAGCUUUGUUCCAAAUGCACCCCGAUAAAUCACCUGGACCCGAUGGAAUGACACCUGGGUUCUAUCAGAAGUAUUGGGAUGUGGUUGGUGUGGAUGUUAUAUCUCAAGUUGUUGAUUUUUUUGAGACUUGCUCUUUUCCUGCUGCUUUGAAUCAAACCAAUAUUGUCCUCAUCCCUAAGAAGAAACAUGUUACCACUAUGAGUGAUCUAACGCCUAUCUCUUUGUGCAAUGUGGCUUACAAAGUUGUCUCUAAAGUGCUUGCGAAUCGGCUCAAGAUAGUUUUGCCGAAUGUUAUCUCUGAAAAUCAAUCUGCUUUCAUCUCGGGGCGUCUGAUCUCUGAUAACAUCAUGGUUGCUUUUGAGGUUAUGCAUUACCUUAAGCGUAAGCGUAAAGAGAAAACGGGAUUUAUGGCACUAAAGUUGGAUCUUAGCAAAGCUUAUGAUCGCAUUGAAUGGGGUUUCUUGAAAGCUAUGAUGCUUCGUAUGGGUUUCCAUCCAUGGACGGAGGGACUUUAG
Messenger RNA from Cannabis sativa, 2172 nucleotides. RefSeq lists its product as uncharacterized. Lineage: Eukaryota; Viridiplantae; Streptophyta; Magnoliopsida; Rosales; Cannabaceae. Bases 1 to 2172 code for a protein of 723 amino acids. The record is from RefSeq and is a predicted model, not a curated record. Gene Ontology annotation, molecular function: catalytic activity. The transcript is spliced from 4 exons.